AUGGCGAUACCUCCGAAGAUUUACACAUUCCUGUGUGCUUGUUUUGCAGCCAUGGGCGCGAUGCUCUAUGGAUAUGACUUGGGUGUCAUCUCAUAUGUGAUCGUCGCACCGAACUUCCUCACCACCAUCGACACCACCGACGAUGAUUACAUUGGUUUUAUUGUCUCCUCCAUGCUGCUUGGUGCCUUUGUUGGAAGUAUCCCUGCUUCACUCAUUGCCGACCGUUUCAGUCGUAGGAUGGCCAUUACCGUCGCUGGGGGCGUAUUCAUUCUCGGAGGUAUCUUACAAACCGCGACGCAGGACAAAGAGACUAUGUUCGCCGGAAGGUUCUUUGCGGGUAUUGGUAUCGGUAUGCUGGGUGUGUUGGCUCCGCUAUAUCAAUCCGAGAUCGCACAUCCAUCCAAGCGAGGUAUGCUCACCGCGACUUUCCAAUUCUUCUUGGGUAUCGGCGCUAUCGUGGCCGGUUGGAUAGCCUAUGGUGUUCAACAGACUCAUCCUAACGACCCUAUUGCUUGGCGAUUACCUCUUGCAUUUCAAAUGCUACCUGCGGUACCGCUGCUGCUAUUGUCCUUCUUGCUCCCUGAAUCACCAAGAUGGCUGAUGAUCAAAGGUCGAGAAGAGGAUGCGUUGCGCACUUUAGCCAGACUCCACGCCCGAGGUAAUCAAAAUGAUGCUUUUGUCCUUGGAGAAUGGCAUUCUAUGAAGCAAAAGGUCGGGGAGGAAGCUCAAACCGAUCAGUCAUGGGGUCUGAUCUUCAAGGAUCGUACCAAUUUACGAAAAGUCCUGUAUGGUAUCAUCCUCCAGUUCUCGGUACAGAUGACUGGUGUGUCUGCUAUCCAGUAUUACGCUGCUACCGUUUACAAGUCCGUCGGGUUCUCACAAAGCACCUCUUUGUUGAUUAACUCCCUCAACAACAUCAACGCCUUGUUCGGAGAGCUCGCUUGUAUCUUGCUAGUUGACAGAGUGGGACGACGAUUCCCAUUGAUCGCGGGCAACAUGCUAGCUGGUACUUGUUUUGCCAUUGCCACUGCGCUUGCAAAACAGUUCGCUGAAGGGGGUGGUAAUCGAGGUCAAGGUAUCGGCUUCGUAUCCGUGCUGUUUAUCUAUAACUUCGCUUUCUCGGCUUGUAUCGGACCGCUUUCUUGGGUUUAUCCCGUCGAAAUUUUUAACACCGCUGUUCGAGGUAAAGCCACUGCGCUCACUUGCAUGGCUGCUUGGAUCUCGAACUUUAUGAUCGGACAGGUUUCACCCAAAGCGUGGUCCAACAUCGGAUGGAAAUACUAUCUCGUCUUCACUGUUUGUGGAUUCACCAAUGCCCUUACUUUCUAUAUCCUCUUUCCCGAAACGAAAGGGAGAACUCUUGAAGAGAUGGACACUUACUUCCGAGAAACCCAUUGGUUCGUUCCCGGCGCCAAGGUCCCUUCCAUCUCUUCGACGGAGCGGGAAGUUCAAUUAACGCAAGAGGGUGUCUCUCAAGAACACGGUCUUCCACCCGAAGAUACCGAGAAAGGCUUAAAGGGUGGGGAAUAUCACCAUCGAGAGGCUAUUUAA
Kwoniella mangroviensis CBS 8507 is the source of this 1551-nucleotide messenger RNA. RefSeq lists its product as uncharacterized. The record is from RefSeq and is a predicted model, not a curated record. Gene Ontology annotation, molecular function: carbohydrate:proton symporter activity. The transcript has 15 exons. Lineage: Eukaryota; Fungi; Basidiomycota; Tremellomycetes; Tremellales; Cryptococcaceae. Gene Ontology annotation, biological process: carbohydrate transport; transmembrane transport. Bases 1 to 1551 code for a protein of 516 amino acids. Gene Ontology annotation, cellular component: membrane.